Messenger RNA from Rotaria socialis, 1671 nucleotides. The record is from the annotation of a GenBank genome assembly. NCBI's taxonomy places the organism in Eukaryota, Metazoa, Rotifera, Eurotatoria, Philodinida, Philodinidae.
AUGUCUGGCUUAGUACAAACAAAUGCUUGGAAAAAUUUAAAGAGACUUUAUGAUACAGUUGGUAUCAAUCUUAAUCUUCGACAAUUGUUUGCCGAUGAUGAGAAACGUUUUCAAAAUUAUCUAUUACAAAUUGAAACAGCCGAUGGACCAUUUUUAUUUGAUUAUUCAAAGAAUUUAAUCAACGAUGAAGUCCUACGGGAACUAUUCGCUCUAUGUCGUGAAUGUAAUGUUGAAGAAAAACGAAGCAAAAUGUUUGCAGGCGAAUUAAUUAAUUUCACUGAAAAACGUGCUGUCUUACAUACAGCAUUACGUGCACCGAAAGAUGGAAAGCCUGUUUUAGUCGAUGGAAAAAAUGUUUUACCCGAUGUUCAUCGAGUUUUAGGCCAAAUGAAAACAUUUUCAGAAUCUAUUCGUAGCGGCCAAUGGAAAGGUUAUACAGAUAAAUCAAUUACCGAUGUUGUUAAUAUUGGUAUUGGUGGAUCUGAUCUUGGCCCAUUGAUGGUUACGGAAGCAUUAAAACCAUAUUCAAAAAAUGGUCCAAAUGUUCAUUUUAUUUCGAAUAUCGAUGGUACACAUAUUAGUGAAACUGUAUCGAAAUUGUCACCGGAAACAACAUUAUUUAUAAUUGCAUCGAAAACGUUUACAACUCAAGAAACAAUAACAAAUGCUGAAUCAGCUAAAGAAUGGUUUCUCAAUCAAGCGAAAGAUCAAAGUCAUGUUGCUAAACAUUUUGUUGCUUUAUCAACAAAUACACAGAAAGUAACUGAAUUUGGCAUUGCAAGAGAAAAUAUGUUCGAAUUUUGGGAUUGGGUUGGCGGUCGUUAUUCUCUCUGGUCAGCUAUUGGCCUUUCGAUUGUAUGUUCGAUUGGUUUUGAAAAUUUUCAACAAUUAUUAGCCGGUGCACAUGCUAUGGAUAAACAUUUUCAAGAAAUGCCAUUAGAAAAAAAUCUACCGGUUAUUAUGGCUGUACUCGGUAUAUGGUAUAAUAACUUUUUUGGAGCUGAAACACAGGCUAUCUUACCCUAUGACCAAUAUAUGCAUCGUUUUGCAGCUUAUUUUCAACAAGGUGAUAUGGAAAGCAAUGGAAAAUAUCGAACAAAAGACGGGAAACAAGUCGAUUAUUCAACUGGUCCAAUUCUUUGGGGUGAACCUGGUACAAAUGGUCAACAUGCAUUUUAUCAAUUGAUCCAUCAAGGUACAAAAUUAAUACCCUGCGAUUUCAUAGCUCCAGUUGAAACCCAUAAUCCAUUACGUGAUAAUCUUCAUCAUAAGAUCUUAUUGGCGAAUUUCCUCGCUCAAACUGAAGCACUAAUGCGUGGUUUAACGGAAGAAGAAGUUCGAAAAAGUGGCAGUGGAAGUGAUGAACUUCUUAUCUUUCAUAAAACAUUUCGUGGUAAUCGACCAACAAAUUCAUUUGUUUUACCACGUUUGACACCGUUUACAUUGGGUUUAUUAACUGCUGCAUAUGAACAUAAAAUAUUUGUUCAAGGACAAAUUUGGGACAUUAAUUCCUAUGAUCAAUUUGGUGUUGAACUUGGCAAACAAUUAGCAAAAGCUAUUUUACCUGAAUUAGAUGCAACUCAGCCUGUUACAACUCAUGAUUCAUCAACAAAUGGUUUACUUAACUUUAUUAAUAAAUAUAGAAAAUGGACACCAACAGCUAACAAAUAA